This is a messenger RNA of Amoebophrya sp. A25, 17352 nucleotides long. Lineage: Eukaryota; Dinophyceae; Syndiniales; Amoebophryaceae. The record is from the annotation of a GenBank genome assembly.
AAGGAGAAGGAACAAAAAGAGAUCAUGAGCGAGCUGUGAGUACUAUACUUCAUCUACAUUUAUAAUUGUCAUAUUGUACUAAUUGAUAGCAAAAAAACUAAAACAUGAGCGAGCACCUUCGACGCAUCGUACAUCGUGAUCCGCCAGCGUGGACAGGCAUAAAAUUUCGCUGUGCGAAGCUGCAUCGGGUGGUGGACAGCACAGGGUUAUGGAUAGAAUUAUUAAUGGGUUCACUAAAAAGACUACUUAGUCAUUAAUAUUACUAUGCUCAGGGGACGAGACAUUCUCGUGAAUCACUCUUCAGGGACCGACGGUGACACUGUCAUCUUCCUGCUCACAGGAUUUACUAUAAUAUGCGUCCUCCCCAGAGCUACAACUUUUUCUCAAAUAAUUGAACAACCACCCUGGAAAGCAUAUUAAGGGCGUACAACAUACUGUCGCCGACAAAUCUACUGCUAUCUUCUGAAGAGGCGUACUCCUAUUUACAAUUAUUGAACAACGACGUAUAAUUGAAAAUAGGAGUACGCCUCUUCAGGAGUACGGCUCUUGAAUAGAGUACGGCUCUUGAAUUGAGUAUGCUAUCACAGGCUAGCGCAGGGAUGACGACAUCCCUGCGCUGCUGUUAAGUUUAUUAAGUCACUUCGGGCUGUCUCGUGUAAGUAUAAGGUCUAGACUUAGAAAACAAGGCCGCGAGGGUCUGAUAUACUGGCAAAGUGCAUGACUUUAAGGAAAAAGGGGAAGAAGAGAGAGGAGGGAAAUACCGCAGAGACAAGAAGGGAGAAACUUGCCCGCUACUUUCUGGAAGCGGCCAGCGAUUGGCAGCAAAGAACUUGGGUCCGAACUGAAGGGAAUGCUUACAGAAGUGCGCUGCUUUGACGGCAAGCGUCUCGCGUGAAAGUAUCGCCAAAGGGCUGCGCGCGUCAGAGCAGGGAAGCUUCGCACAAAUCAACUGAAAAGAACCCAGGCGGCGCGACUUGACUGCACGCGACGCGCGUGAGAGAUAUGCGCCGCGUCUUCAGUCAGUCAUACAGUAGCCACGCAAUGGCCGAAGCCUCAGCAGUAUUGUAUACUGCUGAAAAAGUUGAGAACUGCCACUCAGCAGAAGAAAGGCCACCUCAUUCAGAGCCCGACGGGCCUGGUGCUGCUGCAGACAGUUGCUGCGCGCGACAUUUUUGAAGAAGUUGCAAACUCUUGCGCGCAAGAUAAUGGAUUCGCACCAGAUUGAGACAGCGCGCCCGCUCGAAAAUUUUGACCAGUAUACGCGAGAGGCCCAGCCUAGCUCUUGCCACUGUGUUGCUUGUCCAAUGCGGUGAAAACCUUGAAGAGCUUGCUGGCAGCAAGAAUCGGAACAAUCUUAGAGGCCGAGCGAAUCAGAAAAACAAAAACAGCGACCAUCCCACGAUCGAGAGAGAACUUGCCAAAGCGCCCCACACAGAGGGAACACCUAAAGGAGAGGACUUGGCCAGCGAAUUAAUAGAGAGCAAACAUGUAGCACGUACGGACUACCUGGAUUCGAUAGGCCAGCACUUUGACCGGCUUGCGCCAAACGAAUUGAGAUUAUAGCGGGUUGCGCUGUUUCAGAUAUUGGCGAAACCGUCGCGGGGGAGCUUGUCCAUGCUUCUCCAUGAUACAAAAACCGCGCAACGGGGUAGCCUGAAGGGGGGCCAAAGUGCUGCACUGCUGCCAGGCUUCUGCCUUCUACCAUAAAACAAGCGCGGCGCUUAUCGCUUUGAGCCUGUGGCCGUGGCUUAUUGAAUCCCGCAGCGGCUAAAGCAGUGCGUAGCAUAGUCCAAAGCGAGCGACUUGGUUGGUUCCGCUGGUUUUAAGAUUGCGAUCAGCGAAGCGAGUGCUUAAGAAGCAUGUCUUCGCUGGCUCGCGAGUUAGAAGUAGAUCGAUGCGGUGAGAAUCCUAUACGCUAACACUGACGAAGCAGCAAAAGUCUUGGCGCGUUGUGGUUGAUCUUGGUGGUAACGGCUGCAGGGAUGAGAUGGCACCCCGCCCCACCCGAUCGGUGGGCUUACAUCAUCACCAUCGCCCUGAUCUUGGUGGUAGCACAGUAGUGCCCAUUUUCCAUAGUGUUCCCGUGCUUCAUGCUCAUGCGUGGACAGUGCUCGCGCCCGUGAACUGUGAAGACCAUCCCAGCCGCAUUGCUGGGCUGGUGUUUUGUUUUCUUUGGUUUCCAAUUCCAAAAAGAAACUGGCCGCAAGUGUCUCCGUCGUCGUUCCCGUUCAGCUGGCGCCGGCGCAUGUGCGACAUCUUUUGCCCCGGAAGGAGCACGCUAACGGCAUGACUUGCAGCAAAGACAUGACAAGAAAGCAGAAGAAAACGCGGAGCGUUUGAAUUCUAUGCAUAGAGAGCAAAAGAGAGACCAGGCCCGACCUCGAUGGCAUAACAGUGAAGCGCGCAGCUCUAACGUGCUUCGUGGCUUUGUUUUGCUUUUUUGUCCGGUUUCGCUCCUCUCAUCCAUGUCGCGCGCAGUGCAUCAGCUGAAGUGAACUGUCGACACCGAUGGCGUCGCUUGCAAAAGAUGCAAGAGAACACGCGCGCGAUGCUAGACGCGUGAGCCAGGUGAUGCAAAUCCCGCGCGCUGAUGUGAGAUGGCUCCUCCUUUGAUUGUGCAGCCCAUAUGGCAAAACUAAGGUGUGUUUUGACGAGGUUUGUUUGUAUUCUCCUUUGUCCGUUUUUCGUGGAAACCCACGAAUUGCGGACAAUUUGGAGCCCACGCGGUGUUGUCUCUACUCUCUAGUGAAAGAAGGGAGUGGCUUGGACCGGCGUCCGCUUUUCGUGGGAACCCACGCGGAAAGGGUUGGGGGUCGUGUUGUUCGUUAUGCUCGUGGCUGUCGUGGAGAGCCUUUCCCCACUAGGUCUGAGGUAUCUCUAUCUAGCAUCUGCUGCUGCUGGUGCCGUCAGCUCUAGCGGAGGGGAGCGCUUGGCUGGGAGUCCGUUUUUCGUGGGAACCCACGAAAAGCGGACCGCGUCGCGCUUUAUGCUUGUGGUCCUUGGUUGGGAGUCCGUUUUUCGUGGGAACCCACGAAAAGCGGACCGUGUUGCCCUUUAUGUUUGUGGUCGUCUUGAUGAACAUGUUACAGCUGAGGUGUGAGGUAUCUGCUGGCGGGCAUCGUCUCGAAUGAAGCGCACGGCUUCGCCCGGCGUCCGUUUUUCGUGGGAACCCGUGAAAAGCGGACCGCGCUACGCUUUAUGCUUGUGGUCGUCUUAAGCCUAAUCCUAAUGAAGAAGAAGAUGCUACCCGUGAGGCGUGGGGUAUCUGUUGGUCUUGGUGGUGUCGUCUCUAGUGAAGGGAGUGGCUUGGGCCGGCGUCCGCUUUUCGUGGGAACCCACGAGGAAAGGGCUGGGGGUCGUGUUGUUCGUUAUGCUCGUGGUUGUCGUGGAGAGCCUUUCGCCACUAGGUGCGAGGUAUCUCUAUCUAGCAUCUGCUGCUGCUGGUGCCGUCAGCUCUAGCGGAGGGGAGCGCUUGGCUGGGAGUCCGUUUUUCGUGGUAACCCACGAAAAGCGGACCGCGUCGCGCUUUAUGCUUGUGCGUGGUCCUUGGUUGGGAGUCCGUUUUUCGUGGGAACCUACCCACGAAAAGCGGACCGUGUUGCGCUUCAGGUUUGUGGUCGUCUUGAUGAAGAUGUUAGUGCUACAGCUUAGGUGUGAGGUAUCUGCUGGUGGUAGGCAUCGUCUCGAGUGAAGCGCAUGGCUUGGCCCGGCGUCCGUUUUUCGUGGGAACCUGUGAAAAGCGGACCGCGCUACGCUUUAUGCUUGUGGUCGUCCUAAUGAAGAAGAAGAUGCUACCCGUACCCGCGAGGCGUGAGGUAUCUGCUCCUGCUGGUGGUGUCGUCUCUACUGAAGGGAGUGGCUUGGCCCGGCGUCCGCUUUUCGUGGGAGCCCAUGAGGCAAGGGCUGGGGGUCGUGUUGUUCGUUAUGCUCGUGGCUGUCGUGGAGAGCCUUUCUCCACUAGGUGCGAGGUGUCUCUAUCUAGCAUCUGCUGCUGGUGCUGCCGUCAGUUCUAGCGGAGGGGAGUGCUUGGCUGGGAGUCCGUUUCUCGUGGUAACCCACGAAAAGCGGACCGCGUCGCGCUUUAUCCUUGUGGUCCUUGGUUGGGAGUCUGUUUUUCGUGGAAACCCACGAAAAGCGGACCGUGUUGCCCUUUAUGUUUGUGGUCGUCUUGAUGAAGAUGCUACAGCUGAGGUGUGAGGUAUCUGCUGGUAGGCAUCGUCUCGAGUGAAGCGCACGGCUUGGCCCGGCGUCCGUUUUUCGUGGGAGCCCCCCCGUGAAAAGCGGACCGCGCUACGCUUUAUGCUUGUGGUCGUCCUAGUCCUAAUGAAGAAGAAGGUGCUACCCGUGAGGCGUGGCGUAUCUGUUGGCGGUGUCGUCUCUAGUGAAGGGAGUGGCUUGGGCUGGCGUCCGCUUUUCGUGGGAACCCACGAGGAAAGGGCUGGGGGUCGUGUUGUUCGUUAUGCUCGUGGCUGUCGUGGAGAGCCUUUCGCCAUUAGGUAUGAGGUAUCUCUAUCUAGCAUCUGCUGCUGCUGCUGCCGUCAGCUCUAGCGGAGGGGAGCGCUUGGCUGGGAGUCUGUUUUUCGUGGUAACCCACGAAAAGCGGACUGCGUCGCGCUUUAUGCUUGUGGUCCUUGGUUGGGAGUCCGUUUUUCGUGGGAACCCACGAAAAGCGGACCGCGUUGCGCUUUAUGUUUGUGGUCGUCUUGAUGAAGUUGGUGGCGUCAUCUCUACUGCAGGGAUUUGCUUGCUCCGGCGCCCCUUUUUCGUGGGAACCCACAAAGAGUGGGCUGCUCUUGGGCAUCGUGGGGAACACGUUACCCGCGGCCGGAGGGGUCACUUGGCUUGGGGUCGGUUUUUCCGUGGAGCCCACGAAAAGCGGACUGCGCAGCGCGUUGUGGUCGGUGAUCAUCGGCGUCGUCGAUCGUCUGUGGCGUCGAUUGGUUGCGCCGUUUGUCGGCGGUGCCGUCGAUCGUCUGCGUCGUCGAUCGUCUUUGUCGUUAUCUCCCCUAGGCUAGCCCUAGCGCAGGCGUGUCGUCAUGACCUCGAGGACAUGAAGGCGCGUGGGCUGGAGUCCGCUUCUCGUGGGACGGCGUUGCGCGUCUUGCCGAUCUCGUCAGUCGUCGGUCGUCGAUCGUCAGUCGUCGAUCGUCAGUCGUCGAUCGUCUGUCGUCGAUCGUCUGUCGUCGAUCGUCAGUCGUCGAUCGUCAGUCGUCGAUCGUCAGUCGUCGAUCGUCAGUCGUCGAUCGUCAGUCGUCGAUCGUCAGUCGUCAGUCGUCGGUCGUCAGUCGUCGAUCGUCAGUCGUCGAUCGUGAUCGUCAGUCGUCGAUCGUCGAUCGUCCGUCGUCGAUCGUGAUCGUCAGUCGUCGAUCGUGAUCGUCAGUCGUCGAUCGUGAUCGUCAGUCGUCGAUCGUGAUCGUCAGUCGUCGAUCGUCAUCGUCAGUCAUCGAUCGUCAGUCGUCGAUCGUCCGAUCGUCAGUCGUCGAUCGUCAGUCGUCGAUCGUCAGUCGUCGAUCGUCAGUCGUCGAUCGUCAGUCGUCGAUCGUCAGUCGUCGAUCGUCAGUCGUCGAUCGUCAGUCGUCGAUCGUCAGUCGUCGAUCGUCAGUCGUCGAUCGUCAGUCGUCGAUCGUCAGUCGUCGAUCGUCAGUCGUCGAUCGUCAGUCGUCGAUCGUCAGUCGUCGAUCGUCAGUCGUCGAUCGUCAGUCGUCGAUCGUCAGUCGUCGAUCGUCAGUCGUCGAUCGUCAGUCGUCGAUCGUCAGUCGUCGAUCGUCAGUCGUCGAUCGUCAGUCGUCGAUCGUCAGUCGUCGAUCGUCAGUCGUCGAUCGUCAGUCGUCGAUCGUCAGUCGUCGAUCGUCAGUCGUCGAUCGUCAGUCGUCGAUCGUCAGUCGUCGAUCGUCAGUCGUCGAUCGUCAGUCGUCGAUCGUCAGUCGUCGAUCGUCAGUCGUCGAUCGUCAGUCGUCGAUCGUCAGUCGUCGAUCGUCAGUCGUCGAUCGUCAGUCGUCGAUCGUCAGUCGUCGAUCGUCAGUCGUCGAUCGUCAGUCGUCGAUCGUCAGUCGUCGAUCGUCAGUCGUCGAUCGUCAGUCGUCGAUCGUCAGUCGUCGAUCGUCAGUCGUCGAUCGUCAGUCGUCGAUCGUCAGUCGUCGAUCGUCAGUCGUCGAUCGUCAGUCGUCGAUCGUCAGUCGUCGAUCGUCAGUCGUCGAUCGUCAGUCGUCGAUCGUCAGUCGUCGAUCGUCAGUCGUCGAUCGUCAGUCGUCGAUCGUCAGUCGUCGAUCGUCAGUCGUCGAUCGUCAGUCGUCGAUCGUCAGUCGUCGAUCGUCAGUCGUCGAUCGUCAGUCGUCGAUCGUCAGUCGUCGAUCGUCAGUCGUCGAUCGUCAGUCGUCGAUCGUCAGUCGUCGAUCGUCAGUCGUCGAUCGUCAGUCGUCGAUCGUCAGUCGUCGAUCGUCAGUCGUCGAUCGUCAGUCGUCGAUCGUCAGUCGUCGAUCGUCAGUCGUCGAUCGUCAGUCGUCGAUCGUCAGUCGUCGAUCGUCAGUCGUCGAUCGUCAGUCGUCGAUCGUCAGUCGUCGAUCGUCAGUCGUCGAUCGUCAGUCGUCGAUCGUCAGUCGUCGAUCGUCAGUCGUCGAUCGUCAGUCGUCGAUCGUCAGUCGUCGAUCGUCAGUCGUCGAUCGUCAGUCGUCGAUCGUCAGUCGUCGAUCGUCAGUCGUCGAUCGUCAGUCGUCGAUCGUCAGUCGUCGAUCGUCAGUCGUCGAUCGUCAGUCGUCGAUCGUCAGUCGUCGAUCGUCAGUCGUCGAUCGUCAGUCGUCGAUCGUCAGUCGUCGAUCGUCAGUCGUCGAUCGUCAGUCGUCGAUCGUCAGUCGUCGAUCGUCAGUCGUCGAUCGUCAGUCGUCGAUCGUCAGUCGUCGAUCGUCAGUCGUCGAUCGUCAGUCGUCGAUCGUCAGUCGUCGAUCGUCAGUCGUCGAUCGUCAGUCGUCGAUCGUCAGUCGUCGAUCGUCAGUCGUCGAUCGUCAGUCGUCGAUCGUCAGUCGUCGAUCGUCAGUCGUCGAUCGUCAGUCGUCGAUCGUCAGUCGUCGAUCGUCAGUCGUCGAUCGUCAGUCGUCGAUCGUCAGUCGUCGAUCGUCAGUCGUCGAUCGUCAGUCGUCGAUCGUCAGUCGUCGAUCGUCAGUCGUCGAUCGUCAGUCGUCGAUCGUCAGUCGUCGAUCGUCAGUCGUCGAUCGUCAGUCGUCGAUCGUCAGUCGUCGAUCGUCAGUCGUCGAUCGUCAGUCGUCGAUCGUCAGUCGUCGAUCGUCAGUCGUCGAUCGUCAGUCGUCGAUCGUCAGUCGUCGAUCGUCAGUCGUCGAUCGUCAGUCGUCGAUCGUCAGUCGUCGAUCGUCAGUCGUCGAUCGUCAGUCGUCGAUCGUCAGUCGUCGAUCGUCAGUCGUCGAUCGUCAGUCGUCGAUCGUCAGUCGUCGAUCGUCAGUCGUCGAUCGUCAGUCGUCGAUCGUCAGUCGUCGAUCGUCAGUCGUCGAUCGUCAGUCGUCGAUCGUCAGUCGUCGAUCGUCAGUCGUCGAUCGUCAGUCGUCGAUCGUCAGUCGUCGAUCGUCAGUCGUCGAUCGUCAGUCGUCGAUCGUCAGUCGUCGAUCGUCAGUCGUCGAUCGUCAGUCGUCGAUCGUCAGUCGUCGAAUGUCAGUCGUCGAUCGUCAGUCGUCGAUCGUCAGUCGUCGCAGUGUGCUUGUCGUGCGUACCCACGAAAAGCGGACUCCGAGCGACAACACGGAGACGGACACCGACGAUCGACGACAGGACGCACAACCCACAGCGCAGUCCGCUUCUCGUGGUAUCCCACGACAAGCGGACUCUAGACCGAACAUCGCCCUCCGCGAGAGGUGAUGACGCCACGGCGACAGAAAGCACAAGGCGCAGCGCAGUCCGCUUGUCGUGGGUACCCACGAAAAGCGGACUCCAAGUGACGACAUGGACACCGACGAUCGACGACAUGAUGCACAACUCACAGCGCAGUCCGCUUCUCGUGGUAUCCCACGACAGGCGGACUCUAGACUGAGCAUCUUCAGACACCUGCGUUCUGCUGUCAUGCGCCUGCUUUCUGCGCCGUCGCUCGCCUGCUUUCCACGCCUUCAGGCUUCAGCGUCAGGCGUCUUCUUUCUCCACCUCGCUGGUUUCUGUUCCCUAUCCCUGCUGCCUUUCUCGUCGGAAACGGAAUCGGGCUCCUUCUUUCUGUGUUCUUGCUGUGUCUUCAGAUAUCUGCCUUCUGCGCUGUCAGGUGCCUGCCUUCUGUGCCCUUAGGUUCUUGCCUUCUGCGCCUAUGCGUCGCCUCGUAAAAGCCUUGAGAUUGAGAAUGAGACUAAGCUUCUGGAAGUGGAAGCGCGAGCAAGGGAAGUACCUGAGGGCACAGAAAGCAGGCAAUUGACGGCGCAGAAGGCAGGUAGAAACAGAAAGCAGGCCCUUGACGUUGACGGUUGACCUUGUCGUUGACACUUGACAGUUGACGGCGCAGAAGGCAGGCGCCUGCCUUCUGAGCCCUCAGAUACCUGCCUUCUGCGCCCUCAGGGGCCUCUGGCUGCCUUCCCCUUCUGUGGCCUCAGCCUGAGCCCUGACCCUGAGGCCCUUGCCAUCUGCACCCUUCAGGUAGCUGCCUUCUGCGCCGUCAAGUGCCGGCUGUCUGUGCCCUCAGGUAUUUUGUCUUCUGCGCCUUUCAGUUUCAGAUACCUGCCUUCUGUGCUCUUCAGAUACCUGCCUUCUGUGCCCUUCAGAUACCUGCCUUCUGCGCCGUCAAGUGCUUGCCUUCUGUGCGCUCAGGUAGUUGCUUUCUGCGACUUUCAGAUAGCUGCCUUUUGCGCCGUCAGGUGCCUGCUUUCUGUGCCCUCAGGUUCUUGCCUUCUGCUCCUGUGUGGCGCCUCGUAAAAGCCUUGAGACUAAGCCUCUGGGACUGGAAGUGGAAGCGCGAGCAAGGCAAGUACCUGACGGCACAGAAAGCAGGCGCUUGACGUUGACGACGCAGAAACAAAGCAGGUAGACGUAGAACUAGAAACAGAAAGCAGGCAGUUGACGUUGACAGUUGACAGUUGACGGCGCAGAAGGCAGGCGCCUAGGCCUACCUUCUGAGCCCUCAGAUACCUGCCUUCUGCGCCGUCAAGGGCCUCUGGCUGCCUUGGCCUUCUGUGGCCUCAGCCUGAGCCCUGACCCUGACCCUGACCCUGAGGCCCUUGUCAUCUGCACCCUUCAGGUAGCUGCCUUCUGCGCCGUCAAGUGCCCGCUGUCUGUGCCCUCAGGUAUUUUGUCUUCUGCGCCUUUCAGUUUCACUCUCAGCUUCAGACGCCUGCCUUUUGUGCCCUUCAGAUACCUGCCUUCUGUGCCCUUCAGAUACCUGCCUUCUGUGCCCUUCAGAUACCUGCCUUCUGUGCCCUUCAGAUGCUUGCCUUCUGCAGCUGCGCCGUCAAGUGCCUGCCUUCUGUGCGCUCAGGUAGUUGCUUCCUGCGUCCUUCAGAUAGCUGCCUUUUGCGCCGUCAGGUGCCUGCUUUCUGUGCCCUCAGGUUCUUGCUUUCUGCUCCUGUGCGGCGCCUCGUGAAAGCCUUGAGACUAAGCGCCUGGAACUGGAAGUGGAAGCGCGAGCAAGGCAAGUACCUGAGGGCACAGAAAGCAGGCACUUGACGUUGACGACGCAGAAACAGAAGAGAAAGCAGGUAGACGUAGAACUAGAAGUAGAACUAGAAACAGAAAGCAGGCAGUUGGCCUUGACGUUGACAAUGGACAGCUGACGGCGCAGAAAGCAGGUGCCUGCCUUCUGAGCUCUCAGAUACCUGCCUUCUGCGCCGUCGAGGGCCUUUGGGUCUGGGUCUGGCUGCCUUCUGUGACCUUAGCCUCAGCCCUCACGUACUUGUCGUUGUCGUUGUCUUCUGCACCCUUCAGGUACUUGCCUUCUGCGCCUUCAAGUGCUUGCUUUCUGCGCCCUCAGGUAUUUUGUUGUUGUUCUGCGCCUUGCAGUUUCAGAUCCCUGCCUUCUGUGCCCUUGAGUACUUGCCUUCUGCGUCCUUCAGAUACCUGCCUUCUGCGCCGUCAAGUGCCUGCCUUCUGUGCCCUCAAGUACUUUUAGACUUAGUUGCCUUCUGCGCCCUUCAGAUGCCUGCCUUCUGCGCCGUCAAGUGCCUGCCUUUUGUUCCCUCAGGUGCCUGCCUUCUGCACCCUGGACGCAUUUGCCUUGAAUCGCCUUGACUCCGUGGCAGCCGGCGACGCUGACACCGUGUGAAUGUGACAGACCUGGUCUCCUCUGCGCUUGCUUCCUUCACUUCUCUGCACUCUCUCUCCUUUUGUAUGACGUCACCUUAGAGAUCCUGGACGUAAGUCCGCUUUUCGUGGCUUUCCACGAAAACCGGACAAAGGAGAAUACAAACAAACCUCUAGGAGUUCUAUCCAUAUGGUGUGCAGCCCUAUGUAUUUGGCGUCGUGUCAUUUGGAUGCUUCUGGCAUUUAUUUUAUGCGUGUGGCAUGCGUAUGGUAUGCUGCGGGCUGGUGAAGCUGAUGGCUCACCGGUAUGCCGUGGCUUUGUUGUGGCAUUCGUUUUGAUCUUGAUCCCCAGCCGUGUGCGAAGUUCGUCACAACUGUGGCGCCAUGCAUUCCGGGCCCGUCUGGGGGCUCUCCAUGCAAUUUGUAAAGGAUAGCGCUGGCUCGCAGUGAUUUGCUGGCGCUUUUUCUAACAUAUCACCGAGCGGGGUACUCGCUUACUGUUUCCAUACGUAUUGCCUGCCUGCUUUUUCUAUAUUGCUCGAAGGCCUCUACUUGGAUGGAUGGAAAAUGAGAGCCAUCAACCUGACUGCCGCGCUUUGAUUCUCGAACUCGAUCGAUUUGCUUUCAUUUUACUGAAGUGAUGCCUUGCGUUCUAAAGUCGGAAACUGAUGAGCGUGCGUCUCUCGUUGGCUUUCGAAAGCGAUGCGAGCCACAGUGGGGAAGUCAUGUAGCAAGCUACUCCGCUUCCAUGGCCAUCAUUUUUUUGACAGCUUUCCCCGGUGUUUUGGCAGCUUUCUUCGGUACUUUGGUAGCCUUCGCCGCUGCUUUCGGUUGCUUUGUGUUUUUUUUCAUCGGGUUGCGCACUUUCGCCAUUUUCUUCGUAGGGGCAGGCUUUUCCCCAGCGCUUUGCUCGUGCUAGCGCUUUUCAUCGUCGUGGUAGGUAGCCUCGGGCGAUUCGUUGUUCGCGAAGUUGGUUUGUUCUUGUUCUUUGCUUGCGUGCUUCUGCGUCGAUGUUGGUAUCGGAAGAAGAACCUGCCGGGAGUGGAAAUGCGGCGGGGUAUGAAUGUGACGCAUUCCCUUCAAGCUUUUCGGUUGCGUAUGGGCUGGGGUAGCUUCUCACGCAAAGAGUUCGACACUUACGCUUACCAGCAGCAGCCGCUUGAGCUCGCUGGGAGCUCUGACGAAGAAGGCGCAGAGGGAUCGGAAGUAGGCAAACCCGUGGGGUGCUGCGUAGGGGCUUGGGGUGGUUGGUACGCAGCAGCGCCAAGCUUUUCACUUUCAUACUUCUCCAAAAAAUCGCGGCGGAGCACGUCCGGCACCGUGAGCAAAUCAGUAUGGACUUGCGAUUUAUUUUCGCCCAUACUGCGCAUGAGUUUCAGCGCAGAGGCAUCGCCACCCUUGUGGAUGGUGGCUGGCGUCGCGCACUCCUUGGCGGGUGCUGCGGCUACCAACUGCGUCAGCAGAUCAUAGACCUGAAAGAGGGAGAGCCUUAGAGGGCUGGGCCAUGGAGAAGCGUUGCGAGAGAGAAACACGACGCAGGGGCGCAGAGUGUAGACGAAAACUAACGAAGGCGCCGACUUUAGUUUUUUGAUAAGAUAGCAGAGAUUUUUUUUCUGUUUCUUAUGAAAAAAAAGGCAGAACUUAACGCCGUAGGCAGGGGCAUGCGCAUGCUAGACCAUCAGCAGAGUAAACGUCUUGCGUCACUCUACGCCUUAGAUGUAACGCCUAAAAAAGCAGAAAGGAGGCCAGUUGUUGACGAAGUGCUGACGGAUCGAAAACAAAGAGAAAGUUAACAAAAUGACGGUAAUCAAAUGUAUCGACUCGCUUCUUCGUCUGCGUUCUUUGUCUACCUUCUUUGCCUCUCUCAUCGUGUCAAGCAUAAGAAAACCAUCGUCGUGGGCCCGUCUUUCGUCCGUCUUCAUGCUCAAAAAAAAGCCAGACUCUCGGGCAAGGAAUGCAGAACUUCUCGAAACUCGCAAUUCGAUAUAGCUUAUACGAGAUACUAUUUAAUGUUCUACUUGGAAGAUCUAACAAAGAAGCUUGAAUUUGUUCAACCACGAGCAUAACUGGUAAAUCUUCUGUAGUCUAACAUAUCAAUCUUGAAUUUAUGGAUAUCAACUUCUGAAGAGCCCUACUCCCACUUACAAUUAUACGAUCUAUGCAAUUAAUAUCGUAUUUGAAGAGCCGUCUCCUUCUCCUAUUCAUUCAACGAAGCAACCAGUCACUACAAUACAAUUUAUGACGUGUUGAAAUCACGAGGAUGGAAGGAGUGGGGUGCCCCAGCAAAUGUUACCGCAAUGGGAGCUGGAGGAGGUAUAAGUGAUCGAUAUUUUCAGAUUUUGUUCUCUUUUCUAUCCAUCUAAGGACUCCUUACAACAUGGUUAAUACUUCCAGAGUACAAGGUCGUGAACGUGAGCGAUCAACUAGUACUCCCACAUGAUCUAUGCCAACAUGCCAUUCAAUUCACAACUUGAACUUUAAGAAAACCCAAAUAUUCUACUAUAAGGGUGCAGCGAACAACUACUAAUAUUCUCAGACAAGAAGUAGAUUCUUCAUCAAUUCUUACAUCAUCCUCACAAGAGUCUUGCUCUUCUUGUUCUUCUCUCACUUUCAACAUAUCGAUUCGCAACACCUUCAAUAUACUUACAAACAGGAGGAGGCGCCGCUUCCAGCACGACCGCGUCUACGAGAGGUCAACAGGGACAACAACAGCAGACGGAUGUAGGAGAAAUGGGGAACAACUCCUGUGCUGACAAUGAUGAACUACAGAAUGCUACGACCGUAGCUUCACAGCAACAACAUACAUUAAGGAGCCUUUCUGGAAUAAUUCCUGCUAUGUUGUAGAAGUAGUGCUCAUGAUGGAUUCCUGCUAUUAUAAUAAGGGUUCUUUCUGCAUUCCAGGAACAAUAGUUCCUGCUUUGUAGUAGUGCUGUGUAGGUUAACAAUGCUAAUAAGGCUACUAUUAAGACAGUUGAUAGCCUGUAUUUAGUUCUACUUACCCUGAAUAUGCUGUUUGACGAGCAGCCAGAGAAGAUAGAUUGAUUUUCUGGAAGAGAUGAGCAUGUCUCUAAAGUCAAGUGCGGUAACUAAUUCCACGGCUGCGUCCGCGACAACAAGUGCUGGAACAGCCACUGCUUAAGGCUAGACUGUCCCAUGCGAGCUACUGAGUAUUUAUCACUAGAUCUGUCCCAUGCUUGUCACGAUCCCAGGUGAACUAGUAGGCUGAGUGGACUGGAUUCAGUUUCAGUCCAGGAGAAACCAAAGGGAGUCAAGUCACUAGGGGGGACCAAGGGGAAACCAAAGGGAGUCAAAUCACUCACGACGACUCAAGCAGGGACCAUACAUAGCUAUCUUACGACUCAAGGAUUGAGGGCGGAUCAUAGUGAAAAACUAGCAUUAAUAAGUUGCGCCUUUGUCUCGUGCCGAUCGAGAUGGGAUGAAGCAGGAUUGGCAUAUUUUCUGGGCUGACAAAGAUUGGAUCCACAGUGAGUUGGAAAAACUACAUUUGGAACCACAUCUUAUGGUCUUGGGGAAAAUUGUUGUAUUAUUACAUUUGGAACCACUUUCUUGAUCCUAUAGUCUUGGGGAAAAUCGUAAUCGUUGUAUUAUUACAUUGAUUUGGAACCACAUCUUAUGUUGAGAGAAAUACAAAUUAAUAGUUGUAAGUAUAUUAUUGAGUGGAGCUGUAGGAAGGUGUCGUGUAGUUUCAGUCAAUCACUUCCGUGUAGAAGUACAUCGUCUCUCGUAGUCAUCGUCGUUCAUCCCUCGUCCUUCCCGAUGAGCCUUACUUCAUUCGUGCCUCAUCUCCCUUCCUCAUAUCCCAGAAGGUGCUGAACCACAACGACGUAUUAAGUUCCUCCUCUAAAUACCCAAAAAAAUGAACCACGGCUUCCGCAAUCACUAUGAUUGCCUACAUCAACUUCAAGAACAUUGAUCUCCUCCUCCUUCAUACCCCAGAAAGUGAACAGCAACGAUGUUUUUCCCCUUUCAUACCCGAGAAAGUGAACCAUUUCCGCAAUCACUACGAGAUCACGAGAAAAGACCUGCUAUCGAAGAACGUGAAACGACACAAACGCAUAUGAAAGUGUACUCAUACUCAACAACCGAGGCAUUUUCAAACUACUCGAAAACUGAAAAUAACCGAAUUACUGACUGAAAUAAGGGAGGUAGCUUUGACCGGGCUACUCUUGCUUCUCAUCAGUAUGAUCUCGGUUAUUCUCGUCUGUUACUCGCUUAUUUCAGUUUGUCGAAUAGGGGGCUGCCUCUUUGCCUGAGAAUGAGCACGCUUUUUCCUGUCAUAGCGAAUGCUAGAGCGUGAAGGGCGUUGGGAAGAAGCUGCCAAAUACAACGUUUUACCGGUGACAUUCGUGCUGCCGCAAGAAUACUCGAUUUAUGAGAGCUUUUUGGAAUUAUGGGGUAAAUAUGUAGGGCUACUAAAAAACUUUUGUAUAAGGAAUUUUGUGCUGCAACGAGGAAGUAAUGUAACUAGUACAACCUGAAGCGUUACACGCUUUGUCUACCCGUAUGGUGAACCUGGAAAACUCAUCUAACUGGAGUUUGUAGAAGAAUUCAGGCGGGUAGGCGGUGUCUGGAUUAUGAAACCAGUCGGACGAAGUCAAGGAACCGGGAUUUUCAUGGUCACGAAACUUUCACAGAUACAACAGUGGAAACCGGCAGAAAGUACUUCUAAGUGCGACUGCCAAAUGCAGUACCGCUCCCUCCAUUGGCAAUGCAUAUUUAUAGCCAUGAUGAACUACUCGGAAGGGCUUGCCGAUGUAUACGCAUAAACUAUAAGUCUCGAAGAAGUUUGUCUUUGCUCUACGUCUAGUACGUGCAGUAAGAUCACCUCAAAAUCAGGUAGUGCGAUUGGCGGAGGUUACGGCCGUGGCGCCGGAGGUGGACGAGGAAACAAAGAUCAUGGCGAUGCGAUGCUGCAUGACGAAGAAGGGCCUGAGGCUUACAUCGUCCAGAAAUAUAUCGAGAAACCUUUGUUAAUAUUAAGGCUACCGUAUAAGUGCAUCUUACUUACUUGAUCCCGACGUUUCUUAAGAGGUGGAAAAGGGCAUGAUCAGGAUGCUCUUGCAUAUGGAUAAUUUCUCUUUGACAGACACCUACUUGUUUCCUCAGAUAAUUACCGUUUACUAAUCGCAUGUGCCUUUGUUGUACUUAGUUCUAAUGAUAGGCGGCCGGAAAUUCGAUUUACGUAUCUAUGCGCUGGUGACAGGGUAUCAGCCGUUGACUGUCUGGCUAUCGCGUGAGGGUUUUGCGCGUUUUUCGUUGACGAGGUAUAGUUAAGGGUCAAAAGAAUUCAUUUUAUUCACAAGCGUCAUUUUUCGUUGUGUUAAGGCUCAUAGCAAUUCAUCCUAGGAAGCAUCUCUAACCCCCUGCUAAGGGGGAAGCACGCCAAAGAUGCACUUAAAGAUGAAUAUAUGUGAGCUCUAACUAAUUGUAUCCUUCGUUCCUAGGAUUCUAAGGCCAAUGAAAUUGUAUCCUUCAUCCUAGGAUCGGGAAAAAUGAACUAGAGAUGAAGUGAAAUGUUUUGAGCUCUAGUGUAGUGCAGACAGCGUCCGAGAUCCUGCCAAACUUUCUUCCCAUCUGACCAAUGUUGCGGUACAAAAAAACCUGUUUUCGAAAGACAACACGUAUCAGAGAACAUUAUGGUCCUUAUUCUAGGAGAGUUGUAACUAUUUCUGUAGACGUAUGAGCCGCAGAACAAGUGCACUCACACUCAAAAAGUAGCUACUUCUCUACUUAAAUCUUAUUUCUGGAGUGUGAGAAGUGCACUCUUUCUCUCAACACGUAAUAUUAUCAACGAAAGAAAAAGUAGAGCUGCUCACGGACUAUACAUUUUGUUGUAAAAAUUUCUUUGGUGCAUGAUCCAAAUCCACCUCUACUCCCUCGUCCUCCCUCGUCCCUCUUUUUCCUUCAUCUCUCGGAGGCAAGUGGGAAAUCCCCAGAAUGAAGCAGUACCUCAUCAACAAAAUCGGCCGGGAACGCACCAAAGAUUUGUUCCUGCAGUUUGAGGACAUCAUAAUCUAUUCCUUACUAGCAGUCCAGAAAGUCAUCAUAGCGGAUCGACACUGUUAAGGGCUUAGAUUAGGAUUGAGUUAAGGGCUUCUUGGGCAAGGAUUGAGUCAAUAUUUGAGACCUAUGUGGUUGCAUUUGAGAGCAGAAAAUAUAAUUUGCGGCAGUCUGGUGCCCUGGAUUCUGCUCUGUGCGAGAUUGAUUGUAUAUUGUAUUGUAUUGAUCUAUGCUGUUGUUAUAGCCUUCACAACUACUAGAACUAGUAUGCACACUUCUAUCUAUAACUACAGGAUGAAUAUUAGGAGGUUCAGCACCAUAGACAGGGAUCAUACGCAACAUUUUUUAACUGUCUAACACGGUUUCGAGAUGUACGGCUUUGAUAUUAUGAUCGAUGCCGAUUAUCGUGCCAUUCUGUUAAGGCUUCCCCUAUUCCAUCUCUAUGGACAUCCCUCAGCAGUACUAUGCAUCCCAAUAGUACAAGGGACAUAGUACUAUAAGGCGUAUCCUGCUGCCUGCCCCUGCGUGCCGUAAGGCGCGGCAGUGGCGGCCAUGAUGAAUGCUUCAGGCUUCUCGCGGGGAAGGCUAUGCGAGAAUUAUAGUAGACCCAGGUAACAAAUUGCGGAAGCUCUAACUUUGAUCGAGGUGAAUGCUUCGCCAUCACUUACGGCGAAUACCAAAGCAGACUACGACAUGAAGUUCGGAACCUUAGACGAUUUGCUGACCAUCUUGGACUUCGAAAAGUACCUAUCUGGCAGUGAGACCAGAGUUAUGGCUGAAAGAACCUAUUUUUAUGAAAUAGGUACAAGCUGCUAGACCUCAUUAUAUCCUAGGUCUAUCCCACCAAACACCAUAUAUUAUGUACUAGCUUGAAACCGAUUUCCGUAACGUUUUUCUGGCCCUCAACAUCUUGAGUCUAGUAGUAGAUGGAGUGGGGCUGAGAGCUGCUCUAAAAUAAUGGGUGGUUUUGACCUGAUCUACAAGGGUGGCCCAGUGCCGGGGCAUACAGAGUCGAUGUUGGGAACCCGCAACGACAGGCAAGAGAGCCUGAAAAAACUAGCUCAAGAAGUACAACUACGAGCUUUAGUUGGGGUGAAUGGGAAGGCAGAAGGAGGGUGA